CCUCUGUCACAGCCAGUGUGGGAAGCCAGCACUACCCAUUUACACGCCCGCGGGGCUGGGGAUAGUGGAUCGUUACAGGUAUGGCAUUGGUAGCCAGAUGCUAAGGGGAUGUGUGAUGUGAAGGGUCCACCUUCAGGUGAAGAAUGCACCGCUACACCGCUGCAUUGGCUACACCGGGGACGGCUGGUGGAGGAGGGAGGUAAGGAUGACCGAUUCAAGCAAGGGAAGAGCCCUGCUUUACUGGAUAGCUGUCGGGGAAAUGACCGCAGCUCCUGCGGUAACCGUGCUGGGCAUGGAGGCUUUGCAGACACACGACGCAGCCCUGAAUAGCAGCAGUAGCGACAACAGCUCGUCUCUCCCCCUGCUGGAUACUGCGGACCGAGCUCUGCACGAUGCGGACACCAUCUCUCGGUACAUUGGGCUCUUCUUCAUGCUCCUCCUGGAUCUGGUAGCGGUGACCGGGAAUGUGGCCGUGGCCGCCGUCAUCCUCAAAACGCCCAAACUCCGGAAAUUUCUGUUCGUGGUGCACCUGUGCAUUAUAGACGUCUUAGCUGCCAUUACGCUCAUGCCUUUGGGGAUUGUGGCGAGCACUGGGCGAGUGGCGUUCGGAGAUUCUCUGUGCCAAGCAUAUGUCUCCUUGGAGGUCUGCUUCAGCAGCGCAUCCAUCCUCACAGUGUCUGCCAUAAACAUAGAACGCUAUUACUAUAUAGUGCAUCCCAUGAGGUAUGAAGUGAAGAUGACCCUGGGUCUGGCCAUCUCUGUCAUGGUUUUUAUAUGGGUUCAGUCAUCCUUGACAUCGACCGUGCCAUUCUUCACGCCACAAGUAGAUGGCAUUGAGCCCAACACUAGCAGUCUUGUCAAUGACACACGCUGCUCAUUACAGAGGAAUGCAGGGAAUUACAAGAAAGUGUUCGUGACGUUUUUUGUUACAGUGUAUUUUGUGAUUCCUCUCCUAAUCAUACUGACUGUCUACUGCAACGUCUUCAAAGUAGCAAGGAUUGCAGCUCUGCAGCAUGGACCACUACCAUCCUGGGCAGCUAGCCCUCGGCAACGGACCAACUCGGAUGGCAGUCAGGCAAACAUUAUGGCAGGGAACAGAUCUCAUAGGGUGUCGCCAGAGAGGACAAUCGGUGGAGCAAAAGCAGCUUUCACACUCAUGAUAAUUGGGGGUCAAUUUGUCAUGUGUUGGCUGCCUUAUUUUAUUUUCCAUGUGCAGAAUGCUUUGGAAUCCAGUCCAUCCAAGGCAUCAGACAAGUGGGAGAAUAUAGUAAGAUGGUUUGCAUACACAUCCUUUACUGUUAACCCAUUCUUUUAUGGCUGUCUAAACAGGCAAAUCAGAGCAGAACUCACCAGGAUACCCAAAUGUUUUCUGAAACAGUCCUUGGAUGAACAACUGGGCCUCUCAAGUCAAGAAGGCUCAGUUGAGGAGAACUUUCUCCAGUUUCUCCAAAGAACUGGCUGUGUGGUGGACCGAAGGAACAGCUUUCCUAUUUCUACUGGCACUAGACUGCUUGUUAAUCAAAGUACCCUGAGUUUCAGAAUGCCAGGUCAAAUCUUGGAGGAAACUCCAGAGCUACUGGAAAAGGAGUACACAGUGGGGUUUAGAAGUAUUCAAACACAUACUGAGCAAGAUAACUAUUUAGGAGUAACAAAGUGAUAUUUUAUUUCUUUCUCUGAAGACAUUGUUGGACAUAUGUUUGUGGUGACACAUUGACAGUACAAAAUAUAUGCUCCUAUCUCUUGAAAAACAUUUUUAUCUUUUGUUUACAUUGUUGUUUUUCUUCAUCUAAUUGGAGAAUGGAACAUAUUUACUAAUGAACUUCCCCGAGAGCUUAAAAGACUGGAAGAUUUCAAUAGAUGAGAAAAUAUGUAGAAAAA
Spea bombifrons (plains spadefoot toad) is the source of this 1878-nucleotide messenger RNA. Its product is annotated as G-protein coupled receptor 61-like. Gene Ontology annotation, molecular function: G protein-coupled receptor activity. The coding region runs from base 206 to 1657 and encodes 483 amino acids. Gene Ontology annotation, cellular component: signaling receptor complex; endosome; plasma membrane. The transcript has a single exon. The record is from RefSeq and is a predicted model, not a curated record. NCBI's taxonomy places the organism in Eukaryota, Metazoa, Chordata, Amphibia, Anura, Pelobatidae. Gene Ontology annotation, biological process: G protein-coupled receptor signaling pathway.